AUGCCAGGAGGUCGCAGGGGUCCUUCCAGACAGCAGCUAAGUCGCUCUGCUCUGCCCUCCCUGCAGACUCUGGUUGGAGGCAAUCUAAGCAAUGGCACAGGCCUCAGAAACAGGAGCAGUAAUUCAAUGGGUCUGUCUGCCCCGCCUCUCUCGGCCCUCAUCACACCGGAGCCUGUCCGUCACUCAAGGAUCCCUGAGCUGCCACUGGAUAGCAGUCUGCUUUUUGAAUUCCUGCUUUUUUUAUAUUUGCUGGUUGCCUUGUUUGUCCAGUACAUAAACAUCUACAGGACUGUCUGGUGGUACCCCUACAGUCACCCUGCUGCCUCUACCUCGCUUAACUUCCAUCUGAUGGACUACCACCUGGCUAUUUUCAUCACAGUCAUGUUGGCCAGGAGACUUGUCUGGACUAUAGUUUCAGAGGUGUCUCAGAGCAGUGGCGGCUCACUGUUUCGCUACGUGGUCCUGAUUGCAGCCCGACUCAGCCUGCUAACCCUGUGUGGAUGGGUGCUCUGUUGGACCCUGGUCAACCUUUGCAAGAACCACUCUGUCCUCAACCUCCUCUUUCUUGGAUACCCAUUCGGGGUAUACAUCCCACUCUGCUGUUUUCACCAGGAAGGAGGGAGGAGUCAAACAGUGCCAGCUGACUGUGACUACCAAGCUGACCACCAGCAGACCGACUUAACAGAGGCUCCAUACUUUCGUCCUCGGGACUUCCUUUUCCUGUUACGAGAGAACCUCAGGGAGCAGUUGGCCAGCCCACCCGACACACCCACUCACACCUGUCCCCCUCACACACAUUCACACACGCCGGAGCAUAUUCGCGCGGAGGUGGAGGAACUGAAGAGUGACUUCAACCGACGAAUCAAGGAAGUGCUGUUCAACUCUCUGUUUAGCGCUUACUACGUCGCAUUCUUGCCCCUCUGCUUCGUCAAGAGUACCCAGUACUAUGACAUGCGCUGGUCGUGUGAGCAUCUGAUCAUGGUGUGGAUCAAUGCGUUUGUGAUGCUGAUGAGUCAGCUGCUGCCCCCCAGCUACUGUGACCUGCUCCAUCGCUCUGCUGCACACCUGGGGCGCUGGCAAAAACUCGAGCAUGGCUCAUACAGCAAUGCACCACAGCAUGUGUGGUCAGACAGUACUAUAUGGCCGCAGGGGGUGUUGGUACGACACAGUCGUAGUCUAUACAAGGCAGUAGGGCCAUAUAACGUGGCACUGCCAUCUGACGUUUCCCAUGCAAGAUUUUAUUUCCUGUUCCACAAGCCAUUGCGGAUCCUUAACCUGUUGAUCUGGAUUGAGUCCAGUGUGGUCCUGUACCAGUUGUACUCUCUGCUGCGCUCUGAGCGCUGGAACCACACCCUCUCCCUGGGUCUUAUUCUCUUCUGCAACUACUAUGUUCUUUUUAAACUGCUCCGUGAUCGUAUUGUCCUUGGCAAAGCCUACUCCUACCCUCUCUCCUCCAAUAACUUGGGGCUGAAGUCACAGUAGGCUGAAGACCCACCUUUUGCUACCCCAAGCUGAGGAGGA
Messenger RNA from Lampris incognitus (smalleye Pacific opah), 1521 nucleotides. RefSeq names its product transmembrane protein 39A (gene tmem39a). The record is from RefSeq and is a predicted model, not a curated record. The transcript has 8 exons. Lineage: Eukaryota; Metazoa; Chordata; Actinopteri; Lampriformes; Lampridae. The coding region runs from base 1 to 1482 and encodes 493 amino acids. Gene Ontology annotation, biological process: negative regulation of autophagosome maturation; negative regulation of autophagosome assembly. Gene Ontology annotation, cellular component: endoplasmic reticulum membrane.